Molecule: messenger RNA, 1842 nt
Organism: Pocillopora damicornis (cauliflower coral)
Lineage: Eukaryota; Metazoa; Cnidaria; Anthozoa; Scleractinia; Pocilloporidae
Product: kinetochore protein Nuf2-A
Biological process (GO): meiotic chromosome segregation; attachment of mitotic spindle microtubules to kinetochore; kinetochore organization
Cellular component (GO): kinetochore; Ndc80 complex
Molecular function (GO): protein-containing complex binding
Source: RefSeq, a predicted model, not a curated record
UGUAAGCUGUACACUAUGGCUGUCGAUCAUAAAAAGUUCCAGUUUCCCAGCUUAACAACCGACGAAGCUGUAGCAAAUUGCAAGUCAAUGUUUGGAUCACAAGUUGCAUUAACUGCAGACGAUUUUGUACGACCGCAGUUUCAGCAGAUGAAACGUUUUUACAUUGGAGUACUUACAAAUUUUGGUGUUUGCCCUGAACAACUUACGCAGCCACAUUUCAAGUCCAUGGACUCUUUUGAAUACCCAGAGCUUCAUGAAGAAAGUGCCCCUUUAGUAAUUUUAGCACUAGCCAUGCAGCGAUUCAUGUUUGCUUGUGGAGUAGAAAACUUCACCAUAUUUGACAUUGUUGCACCAAAACCAAAGCGUACUCUUCAUUGCGUGAGUGCCAUUGUUAACUACUUAAAAUUUAAAGCAUCAAGGGAGCAUAUUUAUGAAAAUGCUGCGGCAGAAGUGGAUUCAGCUACUGAGCAGCGACAACAUUUGCUCACAAGAAAUGAAGACCUGAGGAAAAAGAUUUCAGAACUCAAAACAAAACGAGCUGAGGAAGAACAACAAGUACAACAGCUUGGGAGUGAAGUGGAAGAGCUCCAGAAUGAUGUCAGUGAACUGAAUAAACAACAGGCCACUGAGGUGAAGAAAUUUCAAAAACUGAAGACCAAUAAUGCAGAACUCUGUUCAAAAAAGGCUGAGGAAAAAGCACUAAUAGCAGCUUUGAAGCAAGACACUGAUAAUCUUGCAGCAAAGAUAGUCCAGUCACCUGAGAGAUUUAAAGGGGAGCUGGCUCGUCUUAUGAGUGCAUUGCAGUCUGUGAGGGAGGCUAGGGAUGAAAGAAGUGCUAGACUACAAGAGAUUUGCACACAGCAAGAUAGCAACUUGCAGUAUACAGAGGAUGGCCAGACAGCCAUCAGAAUGAUCAGUGGGAUUGGUGGCGACAUGGAUAAACUGCGUGAGUUGACCUCCAAGCUUGAGGAACUUCAAGAUAAAAACAUCAGCCAAAAAGAGUUGCUGAGAGAUAUGACAGCCAAGAUAGAGCAACUACGCCGACAGCUAGCCUCCAAACAGGAGAAGCUUUCUAGACUGAUGCGGCAGCAUGAUAAAAAGAUUACUGCGACACAUGAUGCUAAUGAUCAAAUUAAAAGGGAACAUGCAUACUUAGAAAAGAAAUUAACAGAAAAGAAAGACUACCUGGAAGGAAUCAGCAACCAGAUAAAUAAUCUGACACAAAUGGUAAAUGAACAGGAGGAUCUUCAUGAACAAGACAUGAACAAGCUACGCACAGCAUACCAACAGCUGUUAGCUCAGCUUGAAAGCUACCAUCAAGGACUUAACAGAGGUUGGGAUAAAGUGACGAAAGCCAACAGCAGAUAAGCUGUAUAGUAAUGAUCUGUUCAAAACAGCCCAUAAAUCUAUGAAGUUGGAGUUGUUUCUAAUUGUUUUAAAACUUCGUAUAGUUAGUUUUAAGUGGCGGGUAGUAAUGUCUGUACCCAGACCAGCUUAAUUCGAAGAACUGUGCCGAUGUUAAAGAAAGCUAACAAUGCAACCAUUUUGAAUUACAAUUGCGCAAGAAACAUAGCGCUGAAAAGUGCUACAAUGUGUGAUUUCGCGAUGAUCACUUUUCAAAUGAUCACUUGCACAUCUGUAGGAAUGUCUCUUCCGCAAAUUGUAGUUGAGAAGUACAGGGUUCUUUACUUAACUUCAGUCUUUAGGGAGAAAAUAUUGUAGGUACAUGUAUCUCUACCUGCAUUAUUAUGUAUUAUGUCAUAUUCCUACGGAUUUACAUCUAUGUAACUCAGGAUUUUAUGUAAGACGUGGAAAGCUCUAAAUAAAUAUAGUUCAGUAACU